GCGGAAGUGAGCAAAAGCCGGAUGAAACAACAACGCGCCAAUUUUAUUUAUGCGUUACGGCAGUUGCUGUGUGAAGACACAUGCAAGAGAUUUAAAUUUCGGGAAAACUGCCGUGAAUGACAGUUUGCAGCAUGGCAGUGCCGUUUGUACAGGACUGGGACCUCGUUCAGACACUGGGCGAAGGAGCUUAUGGAGAAGUGAGGCUGCUGGUGAACAGACAGACUGAGGAGGCAGUCGCAGUCAAAGUGAUUGACACCUCUCAAGCCAAAGAAUGUGCGGAGAAUGUCAAGAAGGAAGUCUGCGUACACAAGAUGCUGAACCACCAAAACAUAGUCCGUUUUUUCGGCCAUCGUAAGGAAGGACCUACUGUGUACCUCUUUCUGGAGUACUGCACAGGAGGCGAGCUGUUCGACCGAAUUGAGCCUGACGUGGGGAUGACAGCGAAAGAUGCUCACAGAUUUUUUCAGCAGCUUGUAGCCGCAGUGGAGUACCUCCACAGUAUGGGCAUCACUCAUAGAGACAUAAAGCCAGAAAACAUUUUGCUGGACGACAAAGACAACCUCAAGCUGACUGAUUUUGGCCUAGCAACCAUGUUUCGCUUCAAAGGACGAGAGCGACCACUGAACCGACUCUGCGGGACUCUUCCUUACGUUGCCCCUGAGCUGUUGAGCCAAACCGAGUACAAAGCUCAGCCGGCAGACAUCUGGGCUUGUGGGAUUGUGCUGACUGCAAUGCUGGCUGGAGAGUUGCCGUGGGACCAGCCCUCUGAAAUAUGUCAGGAAUAUUCGGAUUGGCUUCAGAAGAAAACAUACCUGCCUCCUUGGAAGAAAAUACAGCCAAUGCCUCUUUGUUUGUUGUCGAAGUUACUGCUAGCCAAACCAGAAGCCCGUAUCACCAUUGCAGACAUUCAGAAAGACCGCUGGUACACUCAAGGUGUAAAGCAGCCAUCAGGUUCCCUGAGCUCAGGUGCCAGCAAACACCUUCGAGCUGAUGGUGCAGUCAUAUCUGGAGCCAACAGCGAUGAUAAGAUGCAGUUCUCCAGCUCCCAACCGGACCUGGCAGCAGGAGGCAGGGAAGCCACGCUGCUCAUCAGCCAGAUGGACGGUCAGGUCAGCUUCUCCCAGCCGACCAAACCUGAGCACAUGUUGCUGGGGAGUCAGCUGCUGGGAACACCGGGAGCCAGUCAGACACCAUGGCAGAGAUUAGUGCGCAGAUUGACACGUUUCUUCACCACUGUUAGCGCUGACGCCUCGCUGGCUUCCCUAAAAGAUGCCUGUGAGGGCCUUGCCCUUCGCUACAAACUCACUUGCACCAAACAGGUGACUGUGAGCACAUUGGACAAGCGCAAUAACAAACUCAUCUUCAAGGUUCACUUGCUGGAAAUGAAUCACAGAGUGCUGUUAGACUUCAGACUAUCCAAGCAUAUUGUGUGUGUGUUUCUUCAGGGCGACGGUCUGGAGUUCAAGCGGCUCUUCCUGAAGAUAAAGCAGAAGCUGUGUGACAUCAUCAGCACGCAGAAGGUUUCACAUCCUGUAAUAUGACCUCUCUUGUGAAUAUAAACAAACAUGAACUGACACUGAGGAGGUGAAGAACGUGUAUAUAUUUAGCUGUUCUUGUAAUGUUGUAAUUGUGUUCUUGUCAAGUUGCUGACGGUACUUGUACUGUUUUGUGUGUGUGUGUGGACCCUGCUUUGAUAUUCUUCACAUUUUGAUUAAUUUAACAAUAUAAUAUUGAUCCAAUGUGGGUCAAGAUAUGACACCCCUGAUUAGUUCUUAUGUCACUUAACAUAGUACUGUUCAAAGUAAAAAUAAAUGAUUUAAAAAAAAUAAGUUUACUGUAUAUACUAGACAAUCUGUGGUAACACUUGAAAUGUUGCAAUCUUGGAAACUACUGGACGGCCUUGCCAGUAGUACCGUGGUUUAGGAGCCGGUCGCCUUGACGGUGAUGGUGACAUUGACGGGUUCGUUGUCUCCUGUGGGAGUGGCUUGACCGGCAGUAGGAGAAGUGGUAAAGGGUGAGGCCGCUCUGGGUAAAGCCAGUGUUGGACCUGAGGGAGGAAAUCGCAUUAAUGAGCAACGCAAACUGGUGAAUUGCCGAUGGAAAGUGUAAAAGAAAAAAAAAAACGGGAUGCUGAAAUGUCAUUGUUAUUUACAUCUCAACAUAGCAUUUCAAGCAUUGUUCAUUUGAAUGUGUGUCCAUCUUGCCUGGGCUAGAUGAGCCACCCAUUUCCCCCUCCGCCCCGUUGACCACCUCAUCUUCUGGGAAGUUGAUGUUCUCCCUGGACUGGCUGUGUUGCCUGGAAAAGAAAUAAUUUGUCCUCAGCACACUUCAAAUGAAAGGGGACUAUUAUGCUUAAAGUAUCUUGCAAAAAUUAGUACAGCGCUCACAUUACAGCAACCAUUUGUAUUACAGUGUACGUUCUGAUGGGACAAUACCGA
Messenger RNA from Dunckerocampus dactyliophorus (ringed pipefish), 2438 nucleotides. It is a transcript of the gene chek1, whose product is annotated as checkpoint kinase 1. The transcript has 14 exons. Lineage: Eukaryota; Metazoa; Chordata; Actinopteri; Syngnathiformes; Syngnathidae. Gene Ontology annotation, biological process: microtubule cytoskeleton organization; DNA damage checkpoint signaling; protein phosphorylation. Gene Ontology annotation, molecular function: tau-protein kinase activity; protein serine/threonine kinase activity; ATP binding. Gene Ontology annotation, cellular component: cytoplasm. Bases 117 to 1541 code for a protein of 474 amino acids. The record is from RefSeq and is a predicted model, not a curated record.